Messenger RNA from Phalaenopsis equestris, 1490 nucleotides. RefSeq names its product protein trichome birefringence-like 8. The transcript has 4 exons. The record is from RefSeq and is a predicted model, not a curated record. NCBI's taxonomy places the organism in Eukaryota, Viridiplantae, Streptophyta, Magnoliopsida, Asparagales, Orchidaceae. Bases 211 to 1434 code for a protein of 407 amino acids. Gene Ontology annotation, molecular function: O-acetyltransferase activity. Gene Ontology annotation, cellular component: Golgi apparatus.
UUGAGGGAGCUUCAUUGUUUCUUCAAAAAUCGCUUCCGCCGAUGGAGCCAACCCUACGUGAUCGACAACGUCCAAAUUUCACCGUUUUGCGGAAGUAACGUCGGGUUUAACAAAAUGAGAAAUUUUUUAGCCGUCGGCGUUGCACUAAACGGAACGGAGCUUCACCGAUAGGUCAAAGGUCAAACGAAGCCUUAAUCCUUUCCUCCAUGCAUGGAUCUAUUUAUCUUCUCCACCUCUCCCUCCCUCAACAAGCUUCUAAACAACUGUCUUAUGUCCCUCUUUAUUCUCCUUCCUCUCCUCACCAUCAUCUAUUUCUCCACCACCAUCAAUCAAACCUUAUCUCUAUUCUCCUUCCCUCAGCUCUCCAUUAAUGGCCGCUCGGAAAGCUGUGAUUUUUCUAACGGAAAAUGGGUUUUUGAUGAAUCUUAUGCUCAAUAUUAUACGGAGGAAUGCCCCUUCCUCGACCCUGGAUUUCUCUGCCGCUCUAAUGGAAGGAAAGAUAUGAGCUAUCUUCAAUGGCGAUGGAGCCCUCGCAGCUGCGACAUGCAAAGGUUCAAUGCUAGCAUGAUGCUAGAAAAGAGCAAAAAUAAGAGAAUACUAUUUGUGGGGGAUUCAAUAGGGAGGAAUCAAUGGGAAUCUCUAGUAUGCAUGUUAAGGAUAGGUGUCACAAAUCAAACUAGGGUUUAUGAGAAGAAUGGGAACCCAAUCUCCAAACACAAAGGAUAUCUUAUCAUUCUCUUCGAAGACUAUAACCUAACCAUUGAGUACUACAGAGCACCUUUCCUUGUGGCCAUCGGUCGACCUCUUCCACACUCUCCCAACAUUGUUCGUAGGGCGAUUCACAUCGAUACGCCUCAUUGGGAUUCCAACAAGUGGGUUGGUGCUGAUGUCAUUGUCUUCAAUGCUGGGCAUUGGUGGAAUAUUGAUAAAACCCUAAAGAAUGGAAAUUAUUUUCAAAUUGGCAACACACUAAACAUGACAAUGGAGGUUGAAGAAGCAUAUCGCAGAACAAUUCGGACCAUAAAACAUUGGGCAGAGGAGAAACUUCUUCCCAGAAAGAGCUGCGUCUUCUUCAGAACCUACUCUCAUGCACACUACAGCAAUGGCACAUGGGACGCAGGAGGCAACUGUGAUAAUGAAACUGUGCCUAACGCUGAGGGCGAUAAGUUGCGCUCAGAGCCGUGGAGCAAUCUGGUUAUAUCAGAGGUGCUGAGGGAGCAAACGAAGAAGAAGGAACACGAUAAAAAGAUGAGUCUCCUGAACAUAACUUAUCUCUCCGGGCACAGAUCCGACGGCCAUCCUUCAAACUACAGAGAACCAGGAACACGUGUCGGCGCCCCGCAGGAUUGUAGCCAUUGGUGCCUUCCUGGCGUGCCCGACACUUGGAAUGAGAUUCUAUGGGCCGAUCUCCUCUCCAUGGGCUAUGGGCCAUGAAAGAAGUGCAGCGCCGAGGACUGUGUUUGUGGAAGCACACAGCCAAGGAAUAGAAC